UGACUUGGCGCCAGCUCCCUCAGAUAGAGGCGUUGCUGGCGGGGCAACCAGCCUGCCCGUGAUCUUGAGCCCACAGGCUCCCUCGGGCCCUGUGUUCCUGUCCUACGGCCCGCCCCGCAGCAUCCCCCCAGGGGCGCGGCAUGUCACAGAGGGAGGUCAGAAGGGCACCCGCCGGGCUGGGAGUGGGGCGGAAGCUCGCUCCGGCCCAGCGGCUGGUGGCAGGCCCUGGCAGGGAGAGGAGCCGCCUGAGCAGAACCAGGCAGGACCUGUGGGAAGAGACAAGCUGGAGCGACGGAAGGUGGAGCAGAGCCGUCCCCAGCCCACGCGGGGUCAGGGCCAGGAGCCUGGCUCGUGGCCGGAGUGAGGCCAGUCCCAAGAAUGCCGUACGGGAGCGGAGCCGGGUGAGGACACUGCGCCAGGCGUUCCUGGCCCUGCAGGCCGCUCUGCCCGCUGUGCCGCCCGACACCAAGCUCUCCAAGCUGGACGUGCUGGUGCUGGCCACCAGCUACAUAGCCCACCUCACCCACACACUUGGCCGUGAGCUGCCCGGCCCCACCUGGCCACCCUUCCUGCGUGGACUCCGCUACCUACACCCUCUCAAGAAGUGGCCCAUGCGAUCUCGUCUCUAUGCUGGAGGCCUGGGGAGCUCUGGCCUCGACUCAACCACAGCCACCACCUCAAGCCAAAGAACAAAGGAGGCAGAGGCCGGACCCCAAGUCUCUGAAGAGGCAAACGCUCGCUCUCCCACGAGGCCACGCUCACCAGCUCUCAGUGCCAAAUGAGCAUCACACUUGCCUUUUUCUCCUAGACUACGGCUCGAGCUUAGGGACCUGGGUUCUCUCCCGGCCCGGCCUGUCUUCCCUCUGAUUCUCAGUCCUCGCAUCUGACCGACUCGGGUUCGGCUCCCAGGUUCCAGCACACAGACCAGCAAAGCAGUGGGCCCUUCAGCAACGGGAGGGUACUCAGGAGGCCCGGGGGAGGCGGGUGCUGUGGCAGCUACAAGGGAGGUGGGAGAGGAAGGGGUGUGGCUGGGUUGGACGUUGAGUUAGGGCGCCGCCCCCCUGCUUUCUCCCCUAAGCUUCUCACAAACCCUGUGGACGAGCAGGUGCAGAGGUAGCCUAGGACGACAGCAGUCGCGGGUGCCAAUGGGAAAGCCAAGGGCUGGGCAGGCUCUGGGCGGCUGUGAGUGUGAACAGAAAUGGGCCAGGGUCACGUAGCCAGACGGACACUGAAGGGAGCCUGUUUGUUAUUGUUCUACAAGACCUGCCUGUAGUCCAAGGGGCAGGGGAGAAUUUAGGAAUCUCGUCUGCACUGUGGUCUCUCCGGCUGCCCGACAUCCCUACAUUUCCUCCCUCUCUGGGCCCUGUGCCCUUCCACUCUUCUCUUGAUAUGACUUAUAUUUACAGGUUAAGCCAGAAAGCUCACAUUGCUUGCAUUCCAGUUUCCAGAGAAGCUUCCCAAUGGUCCCAGCUGCCUGCUUUGACAUGAUCUUAUGCCAGAGGCAGGCCUACCAGAACCGAGACAGACAGCACCUGAAGGCCUUGCAUCUGAAGGCUAUUGAUGGGCCUGAUUACGCCCUUGAAGGACCUUAGAAGGAGAACACUUAUCUUUUCCAGGGAUGAUAAUUAGUCUUCUCUCUCCGUUAUGUUAGAAACCUAACCUCCACGAAAAACAAGACAGGCCUGGGUUCAGUGGGUUCUUUGUAUGAUUUUGGCCUCAGGCCUCACUGGGUGUGGGGUUCUUUCUACAAUCUGUCUACAGAUAAGCUCCCCAGAGGAAGCUCCUCCCCACGGGCUCUGUCUUCCCAAGCGCUCCUUAAGUCUCUCAAUGGGGUGCUGGAGAUCUCUGAGAGCUUUAGUGGAAUUUCUCUCUGGCUCUGAAGAAAUAAUUUGAGGACUAAUCUUAGAGUCUACACACACUAAAAGUAACUUUCCAGAUGAGGUUCCGGUUCAAACCCAAAGGCCCCUGAAGUCCAGACAGAGCAGGAACCAGCUUUCUGUUCAAACUUCGGUGCCUCAGAGCAGGAGGGGAUGGGCCAGGCUGACUCGAGUCCCAACACAGGCUGCCCUAGAGCCACCACUGUCACUGUGAGACUAAACGAGGCUCUGGCAUGACGAGUCACUGAUCCUCCUCCGGGCUGGACAGGGCAGCAGGGGAAAGGGGCUGAGGGGUGACUCAGCAAGUUGGGGUGGAGGCAGACAAAGACACAGAACGUCCCAGCCGCGGGCUGCAUGGGACAUGGGAGCGCAGCUGAACAGUGGCUGGGAGCCAUGGGGAGAAGGUCUCGGCCAAGGCUGAACUCGUAAAUCUACCAAGUCCCCGCGGAGGGCCCCCUGAGGACGGCUCCUGAGCAGCUGGACAAGGCCAGGCAGAGGCAGAGACCAGGUGCGGGUGGGCACGAGCGCACUGUGCUUCACAAGACCAUAAAAGUCCAGCUCGAAUGUUCUGUUUUUAAAGCCAAAGAGCAGUAGCUUCCUGGUUGAGUCUGUAAGUGGUAGGCAGACGAACAGGAGUCUCUUCCCAAGCUGGUGGCCCACGAUCUUCUUCUGGGGAAUGAAACUGGGCAAGCUGGUUUGGGGCAUGCAUGGGGGGUCCCCUUCGGAUAGCCAAGGAGACUAGUCUGGAGCCUGCCCCACCCUACGCUUCUCAGACUCCAGCCUUUGCCCAGUAGUAUCAGACCCCCUGGUGGUGACCUCAUUACCCUGGUAGAGAAGACAAGGACAGCAAAGGAAGAGGAAGCUGGUGGAGGGCUGAGGAAGGGCAGGUGCGUCCCAUACCAGUUGCUCAGGCUGCCCCAGGCUCUGUCCAGGCAAAGCUGUUUCCCUUUGUGCCCAGGCCAGUCUGGGGUCCGGAGGCGGCUCUCCCAGCCAGAGAGCACCCGGCGCAGGCCAGGUUGCCAAGGGCUGCGAGGAGGGAGACGGAGUCAGAGGAAGGACCAAGGGACCAAUGGGAAUAAGCAGAGGAAAUGUCAGGUCAGACACUUGGAUCCACAGAGGAACCGGAACCAGGAGUUCUUCGCCUUUGCAGCAGAGGGAGAAAAACACCUGCUCACUGGGAGCCUUUUUAUUCGCAGCAGGUCUAGGGGCACGGGGUGGGCAAGAGUGGUAAGAGGCAUGUUAAGACUCGGGUCGGAAGACAGCUUUGGUCCCCCUGGGAACAGGGGUGUGUGGGCAAGAGGCUCCCAAAGGAAAGAGAAGCACAGAUGACAACGUGUCACUAAGGUGGCCUGGCUCAGGAGUCGGGGGGUGGCUGGCCCACUUGGCUAGCUUGCACUGCCUGCCCAGGUGCCCAUGACCCGAGGGGGCGGGCGAGGCGGUGACGGCCAGGACAGCUUCUCCAGAGGUGGUUGGGCAUCUGCUUCCCAGUGAGCAGCAGAACUGCAGGGCAGAGGCUCGGGCCAUGGGAGAAGCAGAGCGGGCCGAGGGAUGUCUGAGUAGAAGGUGGAGACUAUGGAUCUUACCAAUUGGGAACUAGGGUCAUUAAAACACAAGAUCCCAUCUUCUCUGAGAAAUUCCUUUUCUCUUUCUCUGGAAGGGGCCUGGCUAGGAUGAAUCAGAGGGCACUGUCCUCUCCCUUUUGUGGCACAAGCCCUAAGCCCAGGACCCCUGCAAGCUCGGGGCUGUAAACCAGGAGUUGGCUUAUUGUACCAAAUCCAGCCCACCUCUUUCCACCCCCUGCAGGUUUUUGUAAAUAAGUUUUUGUGGCAACAUGGUCACGCCCAUUUGUUUACAUGUUACCUAGAGCGGCUUUCCUGAUACCACAUCAGAGUUCAAUAGCUGUGACAGGUUAAGCCUAAAGUAUUUACAAUAUGGCCCUUUAAGGAAAAGCACACUAACUCCCACUCUAGAUCACAGGUAUUCAGUGUGGUCUGGGAACUCCUGGGGGGGGUCCCCUGAGGCCUUUUCUAAGUGGCCCAACCCAUUUUCAUAAUAUAAGAUGCUCUUUGCCUUUUCUUACACUUCUCUCAUGCAUCAUGGAAUUUUCCAGAAGCCAUACAACAUGUGAUAUCGCAACAGAUGGGGUGUAGAAACAGACAGGAGAAUCUAGCUGUCUGUUGCAACAGACAUUAAAGAUAUUUGCAAAAAUGUAAAAGAAUGCCACUCUUCUCACUACAUAUUUUCCAAUAUGGAAAAUAAUUAUUUUUCAAAAAUGUUAUCUAUAUUCACAUAUAGUGGGCUAAUUAAUGUCAUUUUUUAAAGAUUUUUUUCUUUAUUUACUUUAGAGAGAGAGAGAGAGAGCAUGAAUACACAUGGGGGGGCAGAGGGGGAGGGAGAAGGACAGCAG
This is a messenger RNA of Ailuropoda melanoleuca (giant panda), 4284 nucleotides long. RefSeq names its product transcription factor 23 (gene TCF23). Gene Ontology annotation, molecular function: RNA polymerase II transcription regulatory region sequence-specific DNA binding; protein dimerization activity; DNA-binding transcription factor activity, RNA polymerase II-specific. Lineage: Eukaryota; Metazoa; Chordata; Mammalia; Carnivora; Ursidae. The record is from RefSeq and is a predicted model, not a curated record. Gene Ontology annotation, biological process: regulation of transcription by RNA polymerase II; developmental process. The coding region runs from base 141 to 782 and encodes 213 amino acids. The transcript has 3 exons.